AAACCAUCUUCGUCCUUAGGAUCUGGCUGUGUAACUGCUUGCAGCUAGCCAUGGGUAAAGCACAGAAAAAGACAGGAAAGGGUCGGCUUGACAAGUAUUACAAGCUUGCAAAAGAACAGGGUUACCGUGCGCGGUCAGCCUUCAAGCUAAUUCAAUUGAACAAAAAAUACACCUUCCUCGAAUCAGCCCGAUGCUGUAUCGAUUUGUGCGCGGCACCUGGAGGUUGGCUACAGGUUGCUAGCAAGUACAUGCCUGCGAAUAGUGUCAUCGUCGGCGUGGACCUUGUACCAAUUAAACCUAUACCUCGUGUUGUCACGUUCGCUGCAGACAUAACCACUACGCAGUGUCGUAACCUCAUUCGUAGCGAGCUCAAGGAUUGGAAGGCAGAUGUUGUUCUUCAUGAUGGUGCACCGAACGUCGGUACUGCAUGGGUGCAGGACGCAUACAGCCAAUCGGAGCUUGUGCUGAUGAGUUUAAAACUUGCCGUGGAUUUUCUCGUCAAAGGCGGGACGUUUGUCACCAAAGUUUUCCGAAGUGUCGACUACAACAAUCUCAUUUGGGUCUUCAACCAGUUAUUUGGAAAGGUAGAAGCUACAAAACCCCCGUCAUCUAGAAAUGUGUCUGCUGAGAUUUUCGUAGUCUGCCGGGACUUCCUUGCACCCAAACACAUCGAUCCCAAGUUUCUGGACCCCAAACAUGUUUUUAAGGACCUGUCUACUACUAUUGCAUCUGGUACAGACAAAGGUACCUCUGCAAACAAUGCACAAGCAAAUGUGUUUCAACCUGAAAAGAAGCGUCGGAAACGUGAUGGUUACGAUGACGGGGACUACCUUUUGUUCAAAAAGGCUACUGCAAGUGACUUCGUUCGGGGUGCUGACCCAAUAGCUGUGCUCGGACUGGUCAACAAGAUAACUUUUGAGUUGCAAGAGGAAAAAGAGUGGUUGCAGCUUGAUAUCACUACUUCCGAAGUUCAGGCAAGCUGCGAGGAUUUGAAGGUGCUCGGCAAGGGAGAUUUUAAGAAUCUGCUCAGGUGGCGGUCUGCACUUCGUCAAGAAAUCGGCUUAGACGUGAAGGCGAAGGACGCUCAGGAUGUUAUAGAAACUGUCGAGAUCACCGAUGAAGUUGAUGAAGAGCAGCAGAUUCGAGACGAGCUCGAAAGAUUGAACGUCGAGGCAGCUGCGCGUACCAAACGUGAACGUCGUCGUGCAAAUGAGAUUAAGACCAAGACAAUUCAACGAAUGCAGCUUCAAAUGACCGCCCCAUUAGAUAUCGGUCUCGAGCAAAUCGACGCUUCACUAGGAAUGGGCCAAGAAGACAUUUUCGAUUUGACGGGCACUGAAAGGCAGUUAAGAAACAAAGGUGGAAUUGGGAUUAUACGGGUGGACGAAGACACGCCGGAGGAUGAAGACGAAGAUGAGUUGGCGGCAGUAGACGAUGAAGAGGAUGAGGUCCUCGAUUCUGAGGAAGAAAGGCAUCGAAAGGCAUCACAACUUGAGGCAGAAAUGGAUGACCUAUACGAUGCUUACCGAGAGAAACAGCAGGAGCGCGACGGAAAAUUCAAGGCCAGAGAAGCGAGAAAGAGGAACGGAAUCCUGGAGGAAUGGGGCGGAAUUCAGGAAGGCGAGGAUAGUGAAAGCGACGAGGAAGGCGGUUGGGAUCAAAUGGAGGCCGCAAAGGGGGGCGAUGACGAUUCCUCGGACGAAAGUGACAAUGAGGAACCCGAGACACCAGGUCGAAAGAGGAGAAGACCUCAAGCAACAGAAAUAAAGUCAAACAAGAAGGUCAAGCUCGUGACGAAGCUAGAGGAGCCAACUGCAGGCGGUCGUGCUUCCCAGGUAUGGUUCAGCCAAGAGCUUUUUGGUGGUGUAGAAGGGCUUGAUGAUAUAGAGGAUGGUGAAGAAGGGGAGGAUGUAGACAUGACAUCGGUGCAACAUGAUGGUGGCGAGGAAGAAUGGCAGGAUGAUUCUGCUGUUUCAUCGGAUGGCGACUUUGAAGUUGUGCCCCAGCGGGACGACGAUGACAUUGAAAUGUGGGACGCUGAGGGCGAAAAUCAGGAUGAGGCUAAGAAAGAACAUAUUGAAAAGUAUGGCCUAACUACGGUGGAAGCUGUGUCCAUUGCUCAGCGAUUAGUAAAUCGCCAAACUACCAAAACGCACCUUCUUAAUGACGGAUUCAACCGUUAUUCUCUUAACGCAAAAGACGGCUUACCGUCGUGGUUCUUGGAUGAUGAGGGAAAACAUUACAGGCCGAAUAUCCCCGUGACCAAGGAAGCUAUUGCUGCUCUGCGAACACGUCAACGCGCACUGGAUGCACGUCCAAUCAAGAAGGUCGCAGAGGCCAAGGGGAGGAAGAAACUACGGGCAACACAGCGGCUAGAGAAGGCGAUGAAAAAGGCAGAAGGUGUGAAUGAUACGUCAGACAUGACCGAGCGCGAGAAGGCAAAGCAGAUAGAGAAGCUUAUGCGUAAAGGAACUGCCAAAGCAAACCAGAAAAAGGAAGCGAAAGUGGUGGUUGCGAAGGGUGCUCACAAGGGAGUCCAAGGGAGACCAAAAGGCGUCAAGGGGCGUUAUGUUAUGGUCGAUGCAAGGAUGAGAAAAGAGACACGCGCCAAAAAACGGAGAGACAAGGCAAACAAAAAGCGAAGAUGAGGGUGACCAGUUUACCACUGUACCCCAAUCGAUUUCAUGCAACGCCCAUCUCAUUCAUCUCAUCCAUGACUUGAGAGCAUCGAUUAUUGUGUUUAGUGUAUACAAAGGUGGUAAGUUAAGGGACUGGGAGCAGACCCUGAGCAGGGAUUGAAACGGUGCUGAUAAGGUCACACGAUGCGAGGAAUCGAGUCCAAGCUUCACGACCUGCAGAAUCAUCAAGCGUCACCUAGUUCACGAAUAAGCUCACCGUAAAUUGAAAUCGGAUUGUCACACACCUGACAAGUUGUAAACUUCU
Messenger RNA from Suillus clintonianus, 2943 nucleotides. Its product is annotated as Spb1 C-terminal domain-containing protein. Gene Ontology annotation, biological process: maturation of LSU-rRNA from tricistronic rRNA transcript (SSU-rRNA, 5.8S rRNA, LSU-rRNA); maturation of 5.8S rRNA from tricistronic rRNA transcript (SSU-rRNA, 5.8S rRNA, LSU-rRNA); rRNA methylation. Gene Ontology annotation, molecular function: rRNA (uridine-2'-O-ribose)-methyltransferase activity; rRNA (guanine) methyltransferase activity. Lineage: Eukaryota; Fungi; Basidiomycota; Agaricomycetes; Boletales; Suillaceae. Bases 51 to 2648 code for a protein of 865 amino acids. The transcript is spliced from 10 exons. Gene Ontology annotation, cellular component: nucleus; nucleolus; preribosome, large subunit precursor. The record is from RefSeq and is a predicted model, not a curated record.